Molecule: messenger RNA, 1764 nt
Organism: Didymodactylos carnosus
Lineage: Eukaryota; Metazoa; Rotifera; Eurotatoria; Philodinida; Philodinidae
Source: the annotation of a GenBank genome assembly
CAUUUUUGGCUACAUACUAGAGGUUUUUCACAAAGAUUUUAUGCUCAUUUUAUAGAGAAUUUUCAGCUCUACAACAUAGAGAAAUUUAUUUUGUAUGACCAUUUAAAGCAAAUCUUUCUGAGUACUUCAUGUAGAAAAAUCAUGCUUUUUAAAUGACGGCUUUUAAGGGUAGUGAGAUAAAGUAUUCUGCAUUUUUAGGCAUGUGUUGCAAUGUUUUUUUCAAAUUUUGUAUGCUCAUUUUAUAGAGAAUUUUCAGCUCUACAAAAGGACAAAACUUAUUUUCUGGCCCCAUCCAAAAGAAAACCGUUAUGAUAAAUUUUAUGUGAAAAAGCCAUGUUCUUUAAAUAAGGACUUUUGAGAGUAAUUUGGACAUAUUGCUUCAACGUUGCAUCGAUAAAUCUGCUCUAAUAUAUCAUUUUGUUCAGUUUUUAAUUCUCUUUCGAAUGAACUAUUGCUCAAAAAGAUUAGACAUGUCGUGUUUGAGUUAUAGUUAAAAUACUGAAAAGUUGUAAGAGACAUAGGUGUGUUCGAAAAAUGUUCGGGGUCCUUCGAAAAAAACGUCAUAAUUUCUCAGUCGAAAGACAUCGAAAGCUCAAAAUUUGGAUUUACGCGUUAUUCGGUAUGGGGAAUCGAAUGAGAACACUUUUAGAGAGAAAAAAAAUUCAACUUGUUAUGACUAUUCUCGAUGACCAAAUGGACUAUCUCUUAAAUAGUCAACAUGAUUUAUAUCACUAAUGUUUUUUUCUGUUUUUAUAGAACACAUUUUUGUCGAAUAAUUGACAUUGAAAGACUGUCACUUUUUAAGCAGAUAAUAAGUGAGCUUAUUUCUUAUCAGUUUGAUUGUGCACUAUAACGUACGAAAGGUUGCCGAAAAUCUAGCAAUGUUUGCACGCAUACAGAAAACGUUAUCUAGGAUCAUGACGGAUCAAGCAGGUGCUAACAUAAUUUAUUUAUUUACUUGAAGCACCAUAUUUGCUCUUUUAGUUAUUAGAACCCAUUGAACAGCAUCGAUCCCAGCAUCCGCGAACAUCAACUGACGAUAAUGAAUCAACGCUCAAACCAAAGGAAACAAAAACUGGAAAAGUUGACGACAAGUUGCAACACUUAUAUACAACGCUUGAAGAACUGGAAAAUGAACAAGCUGAACUAAAACAUAAAUUAGGAUCGUCGAAUUUGUUAUCAGAAGAAAAUAAAAGAUUUAAAGAAGAGAAUAAAAUGAUUCGUCAUGAAAUGUCAAAUGUGAAAAUGACUCGUCUACCUGAGCCGACGUCACCAGUUUAUGAAUGGAUUCAUGGUGUUCUUGAUCAUGUAAAGACGGUUGAAGAUUUGAAAAAAACUGAACUAGAUGUAGCUAGUGUCAUGCUUCCAUCGACAGCUCAACAAGUGAAACAAUGUUUACAAAAUGAUGAUUGGAAAAAAACCGCUCGCAAUUUAAUUAAAGCAUGUUAUCCAGAUGAAAAGUUUAAAAAUUUCACUGAAUUUGAAGCACAACAUCGAACCGAAGCAACGGGGAUCCUAAGUGAGCAUCCAUUCCUCUUCAUUAAACGGUUGAACAGAUAUGUUUUUAUUUUAGAAUUUUUGCAAGCUGCUUUUCCAUUUGAAGGUUCAACCGUAACUUAUACUGGAUUGGCUGUGGCAAUAAGUGAUAUGUGUCGAAAACGAUUAUACAAUGAUCAUAAGAGGAAUGGAACACUGCAAGCACAAACAACGGUGCAAGAACAACUAGGAUUAUCAACUUUAUCUACGAACGAAAUAGUAGAUUAA